Messenger RNA from Arabidopsis lyrata subsp. lyrata, 1283 nucleotides. RefSeq names its product early nodulin-like protein 2. The coding region runs from base 107 to 1117 and encodes 336 amino acids. The record is from RefSeq and is a predicted model, not a curated record. NCBI's taxonomy places the organism in Eukaryota, Viridiplantae, Streptophyta, Magnoliopsida, Brassicales, Brassicaceae. Gene Ontology annotation, cellular component: plasma membrane. Gene Ontology annotation, molecular function: electron transfer activity. The transcript is spliced from 2 exons.
UUCUCAUUUUAUCUCCACCAUUAGAAACGCUUCAUUUCUAUAUAAACAUUGUUACAUACACACAAACCCAUUUGUCUCUCUUAUCUUCUCACACCUUUUGAAAACCAUGACCUUUCUAAAAAUGAAAAGCCUUUCUUUCUUCUUCACCAUCCUCCUCUCUCUUUCUACGUUCUUCACUAUCUCCGACGCACGGAAGUUUAAGGUCGGAGGCAGCGGCGCGUGGGUUCCAAACCCACCUGAAAAUUACGAAUCUUGGUCUGGAAGAAACCGUUUCCUUGUUCACGACACACUCUAUUUUAGCUACGCUAAGGGAGCUGACUCGGUGGUAGAGGUAAACAAGGCUGAUUACGACGCUUGUAAUUCAAAGAAUCCGAUCAAAAGAGUGGACGAUGGAGAUUCUGAGAUCUCUCUUGAUCGUUAUGGUCCGUUUUACUUCAUCAGUGGCAAUGAAGAUAACUGUAAGAAGGGUCAAAAGCUUGCUGUUGUUGUCAUAUCUGCUAAGGUUCCAUCAACGGCUCAGCCUCCUCACGCUGCUGCACCGGGAAGUUCUACGCCGGGAGGAGCCCACUCGCCUAAAUCUUCCUCCCCUGUUUCUCCUACUACUUCUCCUCCGGGAUCAAUGGCCCCUAAAUCCGGUUCCCAUGGUUCUCCGAUGACUUCACCGCCGGGAUCAAUGGCUCCUAAAUCCGAUACUCCUGUUUCUCCGGCGACUUCUCCCCCGGCUCCACCUAAAUCCACUUCCCCUGUUUCCCCAUCCUCCGCUCCGAUGACUUCACCGCCGGCACCAAUGGCACCCAAAUCAUCUUCCACUGUUCCUCCGUCUUCUGCUCCGAUGACUUCACCACCUGGACCAAUGGCACCUAAAUCUUCAACCCCUGUUUCAAACUCACCCGCCGUUUCUCCAUCUUUGGCUCCGGGAGGCUCUACUUCUUCUUCACCGUCAGAUUCUCCGUCAGGCUCGGGGAUGGGUCCUUCGGGAGAUGGUCCAUCAGCCUCCGGUGAUAUCACUACGCCGGCGGGAGCUCCAGGGCAGAAAAAAUCGUCGGCGAAUGGUAUGGCCGUUAUGUCUAUUACUACGGUUUUAAGUUUGGUUUUGACCAUCUUUCUGUCAGCAUAAGAACACUUGGAGACUUGUUUCAUGUCGGAUUCUAUUAUUUGUUCUUGUUUCGGUUUAGUUUCGACUUUGUUUUUAAAUUGUUUUUGGAUCCCAUUGUGAUUCCGUAUUAUUGAGUAUAGUUGGAUCGUUGUUUCGUUAUAAAUAAUAGACACUUGUGUUCCUUAAA